ACGCCGUCCUCGAGCUAAUUGCGCUUCUAGUUUCUCCCGUGGUAUCAACUCCCCCGUAGCCCUGGCACGCGGAACGUGGAAGAAAAAAAGGCGACUCAUCUCCGGGAACGGGCAGGUUUAGGUGUUGCGUGUGAUGUUCGGGGACCCAAUUGUGUAGCGCCCCCGCUUGCUUGGACACUGGGAGAGUAUUAUCUCACGGAGAUACACGCAAGUUGAGGUAAUUCGCACUGCCAAUGUCGUCCUCGAGCUAUCAGACGAUGCCUCGGCAUCGUAAUGCCCCCGCGAGUUCUACCGGGCGCUCUUCGAGAAAGGGAAAGGUGGCUGCCGAACCGAGAGAGUUCACAUCACCGACGACACUCGUUAGAUACUUUGAGCCGACAGCAGCAACAGCUUCGAUGCUAUUAUAUGGACAGGGCAACUCAGUAGUCGUUGCGCACCAUGAUAGCUUAACGAUCGAGAGGCGAUUUACACGCCAUUCGGCAGAGGUACAUCUGUUGGCCGUGGACACGCAAAGUGAAAUUGGGGCAGGCCGACUGGUAGUGAGUUACGAUGCGGAUAUGACUGCUAUUGUCUGGGACCUUAUGACAGGUGACGAAGUAGCACGAUUUGCUUCAUAUGAGACUCUUACAUGCGCAGCUUGGAUGCGGAACGGAAACGUCGCAUUUGGCAAUACGCAAGGAAAUGUAAUCCUCUUCGAGCCUACUACGUCUGAGCACAUUUCAGCACGAACUAUCGACCAAAUUCCGGUGACGGCUCUAGCCCCAGCGGCUGACUGUAGAACCUUUGCCAUUGGGUACCAAAAUGGCUCCCUACUAAUUGCAACUCUUCAGCCACGUUUUACAAUUCUGCAUAACCUAAGCACGUCAAGGAGUCCGUCACCAAUCGUAAAUCUAGCAUGGCAUGCCUCAUCUUCUCGCCAAAAAUCAGAUAUGUUGGCUGUGCAGACCAACGACGGCGACCUGAGAGUGUGGAGCGUGGCGAAGUCGUUCAACAGCGACGACCCUGCCAAGGUUGUAAGGAUACUAAAGCGUACGGAGAAUUAUAUCAAUGGGCCCAACUGGAUGGGAUGGUCCAAGAACGGCCGCAUAAUUCAGUAUUCAGAAGGGGAGACCCUCUCAUGGGAUGUUCGCACAAAGCAUGUAACUAAUGAUAGCAUACCGACCCUUGAUCAUGUCCGCGGCCUCGCCGUGUACGGGCCCGGUGCGACCUUGUUCACCCUUGGUGCCAACAACACCGUCCAGCAAUUUGACCUAAACACGCCAUCGAUGAUGGUUGCUAACGUCCAGCAUCCUGCUAAUGUUUUGCCACCCUCUCCGCCAGUCUCCAUCGAGGAGCAGCCCGAGCAGGGCGUUGUCAUCAUUGGUACUUCAGAGUCGGAUUCGUCGAUCCCCAUUAACGCCGAGAUAUCUGAAAGCGAGGAUGAUCACAUGUCUCCAUUCGCGAGGCUUACUCGCGGGGCGGACUCUACCACUGAUACGUUUGAACAGGAGAGGUCCCGGACAGCGAGUCCUGUGUCCUCAAGGGGGCCUCCGUCUACCAUUUCCAUGUCAUCUAACGGCUCUGGCACUCGAGGUCGAUAUCCGCCUUCGGUCAUAUCACGUGGUAUGACUGAGAAUACUUACAUCUCUGCUGGAUCUUCGCUUCGAUCUUCGGCCAUGCCUCCAUAUGCUGAUAGGGACGCUUACUCGCUUAGCAGCAUUAGCUCCGCUUCCAUGACUUCGUCUACACGUUCUCAUCGUCGGCCAUCUCGGCUAAGGAAUGAAGUUUUACCCAGCCCUGACGAAGCUAAGGUCAAUGACCUCUUCAAGUUCACGAGGAGCCGACUUCACGAUAUCCCCUAUAAGCACGCCAUGGUGGAUCAGUCUCGCCUAACUAACGAUGACCUUCGUCGGCAGAUGUUGAGUAUUAUCUUUGGGUGGAAUGGAGAGAUCGAAGACCUUAUUCGUGAUGAGAUGGCACGUCAUCUUCCGGGUACUCCUGGCCGUAUUCUCCUGGCGAAAUGGCUCGGCGAUAUUGACGCCGAUGUGAUGACGGCAACGUCAGAGAACAUGACUUCAUCGGACUGGAUGUUGCUGGCUCUGAGCGGGAUUGGCGGCCAAGCCUCCCAGCACAAGCUUGGGCGUGCGUACGUUCAACGCCUUCUAGAGAAUGGUGACGUACAUGCUGCUGCAACGAUUAUGAUUGGCAUGGGUGACACAAAUGAUGCUAUUGAGAUCUACAUCUCCCAUAAGAAGUACAUGGAAGCCCUCAUCUUGCUUUGCCUUUUCUUCCCCGGCGUGUGGGAGCGACAAUCUCAAGUGAUUAAGAAGUGGGGAGAGUUCGCUGUCCAGCAUGGCCAACAGCAACUGGCGAUUCGAUGCUUUGCAUGCACCGGAGUAGAAUCUACUGAGCCCUGGACCUCGCCGUCAGCAGCUCAGGUAACCUUCCAGAACAUCAGUGCGAGCAUCCCAGAGAUCCUGAGCCCUCCAUUAUCUCCUCCAGGCGUUAACCGUGGACCGCAACGUAGUAUCGCAAAGACCUCAGCGCUAAAGCUGAUCACGUCUUUUGGUGAUCAGGGGAAGAAGUCGAAAUUCUUUGCGAAUGGCGACGGAGGUCAAACUCCCAUUGCUGCGGGUGUCACACCGAUAGCUGAGUCCGCAGUUUCUCCUGGUGGCCAUGAGCCUAACACUGCAUUCAUUCGCCCCUCGCAACGAAGCGUUUACAACACCCCUGCUUCUGCAAGGCCUACUACCCCUGGUGGUUUUGGACGACAGCGUUUACCCUCAAUAGGCGAGAUCCCGCACCGUGACCUUCCCCGCGACCUUCUUAGCGACAGAAAUAUUCCAACUCCUCCUGCUGAUCACGCUCCUGAAAUGAGCCAGGCUCACCGGGCCACUCACUCCAAGACGCCUUCUGCUGAUGACCGGUACGAUGUCGGAUUAUCUGUCCCAAGAGCUUCAACUGCAAGCCCAAUGAUGAUGAGGGACUCCCUUCGUCGAAAGGAACCCCCACCACCCUCACCAUCACCACAGUCGCUUAAUGCUCUAAUGCAACAAGGUCGUGCUAGCCGAAAUGGAGCCCGGGAGCGGAAGCCUGAGGGAAUGGAACUGAAGAUUCACUCUCUCGAGUCUGCAAUGAAUGGUGAUAUAACCUCCCCGGAACAAUCUGUAGCGUCAUCAACUCGCUUCCAUUGGCCAUCUCGCCGCCGUGGACCAGGAUCAAUUGCUAGCUCUGUCACGUCGAACUCAAGCGCAGGACGAGGCUACCGAGCUAACCAAGCAGGAGGUCGUGGCUUAAACGAGUAUAUCCACAGCUUAGAGGCUGCACAGCAUUACUCCAGGAAGCAGCGAAGCCGCGAAAGCAGCCGGCACCGCCAGGACGACAAAAAUGCUCGAAGCCGAGAAGGGAGCCGUACCCGCCAAGGCAACGCACGGGAACAUUCCGAAGAUAGGGGUAGGGGUAUUUCUCGAAACUGGACGCCCAAGCCUGCUAAACACUCUCCUACCUCUCCCGUGCCCAUGUCUCCAGAAGACUUGAUCAACUUGAGCACUCCACAGCAAGCAGAAUCGGGGAUAAGCGAUGAAAGAUUCAUGGCGAUUGAGUUCGACUCCGGUGAGCGUGAGCCAUCCACAGUUCGUAAGUCCAGCCAAAUCCGACGAACUUCCCCUCCUCGAGCCACUCGCAUCUCUAGCCGUGCUUCGAGCCGUACUGGCCGCCAAAGGAGCCACGAACGACGACCACCAGCGUUGGACCUCCGUGGUAGAAGCAAGAGCCGUGGCGAUGGCUCCCUUAUGAGAUCUCCAUCGUCCCCAUUGCCAAUGUCAGCUCCCAUGCAGUUCUACGGGUCCGACGAUGAAGGGGAUUACCGAGCCGCCCUUGCUGCGCAGGAACAGUUCAGAAACCGACACAACCGAAGCGGUAACCACAGCCAGAAGGAUCCGUCUUCCCCAGCUGUCUCCCGAGUUCGGGAUCGAUCGGAGAGUCGUCGCAGGAGAAACAAGACCCCGGGCGAGCAAGAACCGAUGCCAAUAGCCCAGCCGACGCAGAUAGCCAUCAGACAGAUCCCCCCUCCGCCUCCGCCAGCACCGCAACAGCCGGCAGGUGAGGCUCGAGCUGGAGAUCUGAAGUUGAUUUCUGUUGAGAGACAGCUAAAAAAGGAGGCCGCAGCCCGCGAACUAGAAGAACGCCGCAAGUCCCUUGCGCGUCGUCCUUCAGCGCCCCCUAUCCCUCACCCGGAUGAGCUCUCCCCAAUUGUGUCCCGCACGCCAGGUAUCCUCGAACUGCCUCAGACGACGUUCGUACCUCCCAAGGACAUGCCCAUUAGGAGCCAGACCGCGGACCCCCACAGAAGCUCCCACUCGCGUAGUGGAACUGUGCCUAUGAUUGGCCUACCAGCAACACCGAAGGCCAUGCGUCUGCAAUUCACGUCAAGUAAACAUGCUGGAGGCGCACCGCCAGUUCCUACUGUCUACACUAAGCCAUCGCCACCUUCUUCUGGCCAGUCAUCUCCCAACCGUCCUGCCAACAACUCGCCAACUAAGUCGCCACCUAUGCUAGCCGAGUCGCCUAGGAAAUCGUCAGAUGGGUAUUCGGACAAAGAGGCACCACCGCCGCUGACUCUCCUUCCUUCAACCGUGUACUCUCCCCCCUCGCGACCCAACAUCGCGCGGUGCAUGUCCGCCCCUAUUCCGGAGGAGCACCCGCCUCAAUUCACCCACUCGGCCCACCACCAUGGGAUGCAGGCUAGCAACCAGCCACCCCGCAGGGGAUCUCUCUCGGUAAGGAAGAUGAGUGCAGAUGUCAACGGAGGAUUGCCUGGUAUCGAGGAGAAGGAAGGGUCCGCCAGACACUCGAGGAAGGCUUCCCGAGACGACCAGAUCCCCCCUCCGCCUCCGCCGCCGCCAGUCUUAAAGGAGCUUCAACACCUGGCGACCCCCCCACCACCGCCCCCUGCGCCCAUCCCAGGCGCCAGGCCGACCAUCUACGGCGGUGCUCAGCCUGCCGGGUCCGGUACCAUCGAGAUCGUAAUGGACGAUUCGGACGACAACAACGCCGCUGCGGUCGUGCAGAUCCCGGAACCUGCCCCGCAAGCCUCCAGCCCCCAGGUCUCGCCGACCUCGCGCAACGGGCACAGCCGCGGGCGCAGCUUCGGCGACCGCGGCUUCGGAGACAACAGCAUCGCGGGACGCAUCAGCCGGGCGGCGGAGCGGAUGCGGUCCGCGAGCCGGGGCCGCACGGGCUCGAUCCUCGGCAACAGGACCAAGUCCCCCGACACCGCCAGCAUCCCCUACGAGAGUGUCCCGCCGCCGGUCAGCUUGCACAGCAGCGGCUUCGCCUCUCCCGCCAGCCAGCAGCUGCAGCAGUCUGUCGAGCGCCACCCCCGCGAGGUGCGCGCCGCGUACCAGGAGCGCGAGUACGGCAGCGGUCUUCACGCCAGCGAGAUGAUUUAGAAACUUGGAUUUGGAUAAGCCGGGCCGCUCGCUCCUCAUUUCGAAGCGACGCUUAGAUUCACAAAUUGUCUUCUCUUCUUCUUCUUCCUAUCUGACGUUUUCGAACUAUAUACGACGCAUCGUCAUCAUCUUCUAUCUAUCCACCUAUCUCUUCUUUUCUUGGAUUCUUCCCGCAUCUAUCUCACUCAGCA
This is a messenger RNA of Daldinia caldariorum, 5620 nucleotides long. RefSeq lists its product as uncharacterized. Gene Ontology annotation, molecular function: transcription factor binding. Gene Ontology annotation, cellular component: nucleus. The transcript is spliced from 7 exons. The record is from RefSeq and is a predicted model, not a curated record. Lineage: Eukaryota; Fungi; Ascomycota; Sordariomycetes; Xylariales; Hypoxylaceae. Bases 234 to 5429 code for a protein of 1731 amino acids. Gene Ontology annotation, biological process: positive regulation of transcription by RNA polymerase II.